AUGUCGUCCACCAGCAAUGCCUCCAUUGACAAGUUCAACGGAGACAAUUACGCAACGUGGAGCCGGUACAUGCGCGGUGUGUUUUUGACGAAGUCCGUCUGGCACGUUGUCAACCGUGAAGUGACUCCGACUUUCACCGACCCGCGAGCGUCCGAUGACUACGUCAAGGCAAGCAACGUCGCGUUUGGUAUGAUGCUGCUGCACAUGAACGCGGACUACCAUCAUGUGCUGGACAACUGCGAGGAAGCCUGGGUUGCGUGGACAAGUCUGAAGACGCUGUACGGUGGGUCGCAGAAGGCAGGACGCAUCUACCUCAAGCGACAACUUUUCAGUAUAAAGAUGGCUGAAGGCGCGAACGUCAUGCAUCACUGCAACGAGGUCCUCAACAUCUCCGCCAAGCUUAGCGGCAUCGGUGCGAAGAUGGAAGACGAAGACGUUGCAAUUUGUCUGCUACUCAGUCUUCCGAAGAGCUACGAAAAUGUGGUGCUCAACAUGGAAAUGAGCAGCACCGAGCUUCGCACUCAAGAUGUGGUGAGAGUCCUGACGAAUGAGCAUGCCAAGCGUCAAGGAGAAAAAGGGACAACGACAGCGACUACGGUGAAGGCUGAAGAUGCAAGCAAGGCAUUCAGCGCCGAGCGUGAGCCCUACCAAUGCACGUAUUGUGGCAAGGUGGGACACACGGUGGAUCGUUGCUGGACAAAGCAGAAGAACGAAGGCAAUGGCUACGAUCGAGUGGCGUUUGCAGUCUCGUUCGAAUGUGGAGUUUCGACGAGCAAGGACGUGUCUGGAAUGUGGGCCGUCGACAGUGGUGCAACGCACCACAUUUGCCACGACAAGACCAAGUUCGCAAGUUUGGCAGAGCGCAAUGAGGGCGAACUCUUGGUGGCUGAUGGCAACAAGGUGGCCAUCAAGGGUGUGGGAACCAUCAUGGAAAAGGUGGUUCUGCCCAACGGUGAAGAGCGUGAGAUCGAAAUCAAGAACGCGCUAUAUGUUCCAAGUAUGAGCAAGAACCUGCUCUCGGUGCCACAGAUUAACAGCCAUGGCAAGUUUCAAGUCGUGUUUGACGGGUCCAAGAUGUAUGUGACUCUCAAGAACUCACAGCAAGUGGUGGCGACAGCGGAUCUCGUGGAUGGACUCUACUGGCUUCGGACGACUCAACGAUCAGCGAAUGUGACAACAAGUGGAACCAGUUGUGCCAAUCUACAUGCGAGAAUGGGUCAUGCUCCAGUCGAUGUACUUCGCAAGAUGAUCGCGACCAACAUGAUCAAGGAUGUGCGAGUCCCUCUCAAGUCGGGUGGAGCAACUACAUGUCGAGGAUGUCAACAAGGGAAAAUGGUCCAAAAACCAUUUCCAAGCAACCGAGACAAGCGCAGCUACGAUACGUUUGAGCUACUUCAUCUGGACAUCUGCGGGCCCAUGGAAAAGGAUUCGCUCGGUGGCAGCAAAUAUUUGCUGCUGAUCAUCGACGAAGCCAGUGGAUGCAUGAAGGGCUUUUGUCUACGAGUGAAGUCCGAGAGUGAAGACUACAUCCGGAAAUAUAUCACCAUGGUACAGACGCAAUUCUGUAAGAAGGUCAAGUUCGUGCGACACGACGGAGCUCGCGAGUUUGCAACCAACUCGCUUCAACUGUUCUACGAAGACGAAGGCAUUGAACAGCAGACAACGGUGCCGUAUGCACAUCAAACAAACGGAACAGCAGAGCGUGCCAUUAGGACUAUUGUCACGAUCGGCCGCAGCAUGCUUCAUCAUGCCAAACUGGACAAGUGUUUCUGGGCCGAAGCAGCGAUGACGGCCAUCUACGUCAAGAAUCGACUGUGUUGA
Molecule: messenger RNA, 1821 nt
Organism: Peronospora matthiolae
Lineage: Eukaryota; Oomycota; Peronosporomycetes; Peronosporales; Peronosporaceae
Source: the annotation of a GenBank genome assembly